UGAGAAAUAUGUAGCUAACCAUACCAUCUCUUACUAAAAUAAAAGUGUCAUAGUUUUCUGGUCGGCAAGUUGUCUGCAACAAUAAUGAUGGACACACAGUACAAGGGAUGGUUUUGACUAGUUUGAGUGAAUUAUCACUGAAGUGUGAAUUUUAUGCAAUUAUUUUCUGUCUUUCUUUUCAAAGGUUAUAAAUUCUUUUGAAAAAUUAUAUACAAGUUACAUACAUAAGUUGGCAACUACAAAUUAUCUGUUAAAGAAAAAUGUGAUCAUCAAGUCAUAUAAAAAAAAAAAAAAGCAUUUGUGCAAGUUAUAUUCUCUUCUUUCAGGUGCUUAGAUUCAUCCAAUCCAACCUAUUGAUGUAAUGGCAAAACUAUGUUUUUAUCUGUCUACCUUCUGUCUCUCACUAUUUUACUUCAUGGCAUGCUUAGUUCUGAGUGAAGUGAACAUCAGCACAGAUGAUGAACAUGCUCUUCUUGCAUUCAAGUCUUCCAUUACUUCAGACCCCAAUAAUCUCAUGCUUAGUAAUUGGUCAACCUCAUCAUCAUCAUCUUCUUCUCUGUGCAACUGGGUUGGUGUUACAUGUGAUUUGGGUAAUGGAAGAGUGAAGUCUUUGAAUCUCAGCAACAUGGGGCUUGUAGGUACCAUUCCUCCACAAGUGGGGAGCCUGUCAUUCCUUGAGGAGCUUGAUCUCAAAGGAAACAGCUUCCAUGGUGAGUUGCCACAUGAAUUGUAUCAGUUGCAACAACUGAAGUUGCUCAACCUGAGUUAUAACAACUUUGGUGGUUUCAUUUUGGACUCAAUAUCCAACUUUUCUAAGUUGGUUUACUUGGACUGUUCAUCAAGUUUCAGCAAAGGAUCCAAUACUAUUCUACCAGUCAUUGGACAGCUUCAACAUUUGAAGGUUUUGAGGUUAGAUAACAACUCUCUUUCAGGAUUCAUUCCACCAGCCAUAUCUAAUCUCUCUUCACUUGAAGUCAUUAGCCUUGGUUAUAAUGCCUUGUCAGGUGAGAUUCCAGUGUCUCUGUUGAACAUCUCUUCAUUGAGGCAUUUCAGUGCUGGCUACAACAAUUUAAAUGGAACUCUCCCUAAAGAGUUGUGCCAUCAGCUUCCUCAACUUGAAUUCCUUCUUUUGGAUUUUAAUCAAUUUGAGGGAACUAUUCCAGCAUCAAUUGGUAACUGCACAUCUCUGGUACUAUUAAGUUUAUCCAAUAACUUUUUCACAGGUCCAAUACCCAUGGAGAUUGAAAAUCUUGGUAAAUUUGAGCAUCUUGCAGUGGGGUUUAACGAUUUGAGUGGACCAAUUCCAUCAAAGAUCUUCAACAUUUCAACAUUGAAAUACUUGUAUCUUUCAUACAACUCUCUCUCAGGUGUUUUACCAUCAGAAAUGGGGUAUACUCUGCCAAACUUGGUGCAACUACACUUAACUGGGAACAAGCUUGUUGGAAGCAUUCCAAAUGGUUUAUUCAAUGCUACUUUGCUUACUAAAAUUGACUUGAGUGAGAAUCAAUUCAAUGGACUCAUGCCUACCGGAUUUCGAUAUCUAUCAAUCCUUGAAGUUCUUCAUAUAGGUGGCAAUAAUUUGACAAGUUCUCAUGAACUUGAAUUCCUUACAUCCUUGACAAGUUCUACACAGUUGAAGCGUAUUGUAGUAACUGGCAAUCCUUUAAAGGCGAGUCUUCCUAAGUCGAUUGGAAACUUAUCAAAGUCUCUAGAACUUUUUCAAGCAGAUCUCUGUAAAAUUUAUGGCAACAUUCCAUUGGAAAUAGGAAACAUAAGUAGCUUGUUGAAUUUAAAUUUGUAUGGGAAUGAUAUAAGUGGACCAAUUCCUACUACAAUUAAAGGGUUACAGAAGCUUCAGUCUUUGAAUUUGAGCUACAAUGAAUUGCAGGGAUCCAUCAUAGAUGAGCUUUGUGAAAUUGGGAGCUUAAGUGUGCUGUCUCUAUCAAGUAAUAAGCUAUCUGGAGUUAUACCAACAUGCUUGGGAAAUAUGGCCUCUCUUAGAAUCGUUUACAUGGAUUCUAACAAAUUGAUCUCAGAGAUACCAUCUUCUUUUUGGAAUCUCAAGGAUGUCUUAGAGGUAAAUUUAUCAUCUAAUGCUCUUGUUGGAGAACUUCCAUAUGAUAUAGGAAGAUUGAGAGCUCUGGUUCUAUUGGAUCUAUCAAAAAAUGAGUUUUCAGGCAACAUUCCUACAACCAUAAGUUCCUUGGGAACUCUGCAAAAUUUGUCCCUGGCAAGCAACAAAUUUCAAGGGUCUAUUCCUGUGUCGUUCGGCGAAAUGGUAAGCUUAAGCUCACUGGACUUAUCUCGAAAUCUUUUGUCAGGUGCGAUUCCAAAAUCCUUAGAGUCACUUGUUUAUCUUAAAUACAUCAACUUGUCUUAUAAUAAAUUGCAAGGAGAGAUUCCUAAUGAUGGACCAUUUGUAAAUUUCACUGCUCAAUCUUUCAUGCAUAAUGAAGCACUUUGUGGUAAUCCUCGCCUAUUGGUCCCUCCAUGUUCUAAGAAAGAUAGGCAAAGAUCAAGGACAAUGUUGCUUUUGGUCAAAUGCAUUCCACCUAUAGUUGUGUCAAUCAUUUUGGUUGUUGCAUUCAUAGUAGUUCUGCAAUGUAAGAGAAAAAAUGUUAAAACUCGUCAUGAGAGAAAUUCAUCAACUUUGGAAACAAGAAGGCUUUCCUACUAUGAACUUGUACGAGCAACUAAUGGAUUUAGUGAGAGUAAUUUAAUUGGAAAGGGUGGAUUUGGUUCUGUAUAUCAAGGGAAGCUCUCUGGUGGGUUGAUAGUUGCAAUCAAAGUGCUGGAUUUGGAUUCAGAAGAAACAGCACACAGUUUUGAAGUGGAAUGCAAUGCAAUGCGUAAUCUACGCCAUCGAAAUCUUGUUAAGAUUAUUAGCAGUUGUUCAAAUGAUGAUUUCAAAUCCUUGGUGAUGGAGUUUAUGCCAAAUGGAAGUCUUGACAAAUGGUUGUACUCACAUGAGUACUGUUUAGAUUUCUUUGAAAGGUUGAGUAUAAUGUUAGAUGUGGCAUCUGCAUUGGAAUAUCUCCAUCAUGGUUUUUCAACUCCAGUUGUUCAUUGUGACUUGAAGCCUAGCAAUGUCUUGUUAGAUGAAGACAUGGUGGCACAUGUAAGUGAUUUUGGCAUUGCUAAACUCUUGGAUAAGGGACAAUCUAAAGUUCAUACAAAGACCUACUUGGCCACUCUUGGCUAUGUUGCACCAGAGUAUGGAUCUAUGGGAAUUAUUUCUGUCAAAGGAGAUGUGUAUAGCUAUGGAAUUAUGUUAAUGGAAGUCUUCACAAGAAAGAUGCCUACGGAUGAUAUGUUUGCUGCAGAAUUGAGCUUGAAAAGUUGGAUUAACCAAUCACUGCCAAAUUCAAUCAUAGAAGUUGUAGAUUACAAUUUAGUACAAUUAUAUGGUGAACAAAUUGAUAAUAUAUUGCCCCAUAUAUCAUCUAUAUUAGAAUUAGCUUUGAGUUGUUGUGUAAAUCCACCUGAAGAACGAAUUACAAUGACAGAUGUAGUUGUGUCAUUAACCAAGAUCAAGAAUUUGUUCACACAAGAAAGCUAAGGAACAAACCUUAAGACAACUUUGAAUUUUUUGCAGUCACAUCCCCCUCUUUCAAAUAUUCAGUUAGAAAGAUGUUAUCACCAAAAUGUAAAAUAUACAUGUGUAUUUUUUCUAU
Arachis ipaensis is the source of this 3674-nucleotide messenger RNA. RefSeq lists its product as uncharacterized. Gene Ontology annotation, molecular function: protein kinase activity; ATP binding; protein binding. The record is from RefSeq and is a predicted model, not a curated record. NCBI's taxonomy places the organism in Eukaryota, Viridiplantae, Streptophyta, Magnoliopsida, Fabales, Fabaceae. Gene Ontology annotation, biological process: protein phosphorylation.